AUGCAGAAUUCCCAGGCUGGAUCCGACUCGCCUGCGUCCGUGGCCCUGCGUCCCGCGCCACCGGCCUCCCCGCAGAGGGUGCUGGUGCAGGCGGCGGGCCCCGCCCCCAAAGCAGCCCAGAUGCAGCCCAUCUCCCUCCCUAGAGUUCAGCAGGUGCCACAGCAGGUGCAGCCGGUGCAGCAUGUGUACCCCGCCCAGGUGCAGUACGUGGAGGGGGGCGACGCCGUCUACACCAAUGGCGCCAUACGCACGGCCUACGCCUACAACCCCGAGCCCCAGCUGUACGCCCCCAGCAGCGCCGCGUCCUACUUCGAGGCCCCGGGCGGCGCCCAGGUGACCGUGGCAGCCUCCUCGCCGCCCGCAGUGCCCCCGCACAGCAUGGUGGGCGUCACCAUGGAUGUCGGCGGCAGCCCCAUCGUGUCCAGCGCGGGAGCCUACCUCAUCCACGGGGGCGUGGACGGCGCGAGGCACUCCCUGGCCCACACGGCCCGCUCCUCGCCAGCCACGCUUGAAAUGGCGAUUGAAAACCUCCAAAAAAGCGAAGGAAUCACAUCACACAAAAGCGGUUUACUCAACAGCCAUCUGCAGUGGCUGUUAGACAAUUACGAGACUGCCGAAGGCGUGAGCCUGCCGCGGAGCUCCCUGUACAACCAUUACCUCCGGCACUGCCAGGAGCACAAGCUGGACCCGGUGAACGCCGCGUCCUUCGGGAAGCUCAUCCGCUCCGUGUUCAUGGGCCUGCGCACGCGGCGGCUGGGCACCAGGGGCAACUCCAAGUAUCAUUACUAUGGGAUCCGGCUGAAGCCAGACUCGCCCCUGAACCGGCUCCAGGAGGACACACAGUACAUGGCCAUGCGGCAGCAGCCCACGCACCAGAAGCCCAGGUAUCGGCCUGCCCAGAAGACGGACAGCCUUGGGGACAGCAGCGCCCACAGCAGCCUGCACAGCACGCCCGAGCAGGCCACGGCCGCCCAGAGCCAGCACCACCAGCAGUACAUAGACGUCUCCCACGUGUUCCCCGAGUUCCCGGCGCCCGACCUGGGCAGCGUGCUGCUGCAGGAGAGCGUGACGCUGCAGGACGUGAAGACGCUGCAGCUGGCGUACCGGAGGCACUGCGAGGCCACCCUGGACGUGGUCGUGAACCUGCAGUUCCACUACAUUGAGAAGCUGUGGCUUUCCUUCUGGAACUCCAAAGGCCCGGCCAGCGACGGCCCCGCCUCGCUCCCUGCCAGUGACGAAGAGCCCGAAGGCGCGGUCCUCCCCAAGGACAAGCUGGUGUCCCUGUGCAAGUACGACCCCAUCCUCAAGUGGAUGCGGAGCUGCGACCACAUCCUGUACCAGGCGCUCGUGGAGAUCCUCAUCCCCGACGUGCUGCGGCCCGUGCCCAGCACCCUGACUCAGGCCAUCAGGAACUUUGCCAAGAGCUUGGAGGGCUGGUUGACAAACGCCAUGAGUGACUUCCCGCAGCGCGUCAUCCAGACCAAGGUGGGCGUGGUGAGCGCCUUCGCGCAGACGCUGCGGCGCUACACGUCCCUGAACCACCUGGCGCAGGCGGCGCGCGCGGUGCUGCAGAACACGUCCCAGAUCAACCAGAUGCUGAGCGACCUCAACCGCGUGGACUUCGCCAACGUGCAGGAGCAGGCCUCGUGGGUGUGCCAGUGUGAGGAGAGCGUGGUGCAGCGGCUGGAGCAGGACUUCAAGGUGACCCUGCAGCGGCAGAGCUCGCUGGACCAGUGGGCGCGCUGGCUGGACGGCGUGGUCACCCAGGUGCUGAAGCAGCACGCGGGCAGCCCCAGCUUCCCCAAGGCCGCCCGCCAGUUCCUGCUCAAGUGGUCCUUCUACAGCUCCAUGGUGAUCCGGGACCUGACCCUGCGCAGCGCCGCCAGCUUCGGCUCCUUCCACCUCAUCCGGCUGCUCUACGACGAGUACAUGUUCUACCUGGUGGAGCACCGCGUGGCCCAGGCCACCGGCGAGACGCCCAUCGCCGUCAUGGGCGAGUUCAACGACCUCGCGUCCCUGUCGCUGACGCUGCUGGACAAAGACGACGUGAGCCAGGAGCAUGGCGGUGAGGCAGCCGGGGAGCGCGGCCUGGGCGAGCCCCUGGUGAAGCGGGAGCGCAGCGAGCCGAGCCACCCUCUGCAGGGCAUCUAGCACCGUGCGCCCGCCCGGCGCCCUGAGGACCUGGACUGCCCCGCUCCCCGCCUCAGUGCCUCUUCCAGGGCGUGCCAUCUGCUCUGACUCCAGGGGCGCGCCCACCGAGGAGGAGAGAAUGUUCUAGGAGAGAUGGUCGCCGUGGCUGUUUGGGUGUCCCGGUGCCCCCGCGCAUCUCCGGCCCUUGUCCUGAGCACACCUCCUGCUGGCAGUGGGCGCCGUGGUCCCUGUCCCUUUAAGAGCAGGGAGGGGCCGUGCUGAGAGUUGGUCCCCACCUUGGUCGCAGCAGGUACCAAAAAUCUCCACAUGAUUUAAAAAGGAAAAACCUGGAAGGGAGGGGCAGCCACUCCCCGCUGGGUCCUGCCACAGGGCUGAGGGCACCAGGGACCCACCCAGCGUGCACCUUGUGGCCUUUCCUGGUGCGCCAGGAGCCCUGUCUCCGGGCGCCAGAGCCCUCUCCCAAGGCGGCUGCCCUCGCCACGGCCUGGCAUGGGUCCACGGUCCGGCAGAACAAGCGACAGAGAGGGACCCUGCACAGGGCACUGUCCUUAGCAGAGCCAGAAGCUUUGUCAGCUUGGAGUCCAAGCUCACGGUCAACGUCGAGCAAAGCACGGCUCCGGAGUGAGUGUGUUCAGGGGGCGGAGCCUCUGCCCCCGAGCGUCGUGCCUGCGCCUGGCUCCAGGCCUCCAGGAAGCCCCCUCUGCGGGAGCCCUCCCAGCACCCCCCCAGCACCCUGGCCCCUGCCGAGCCCUUGGGUCCUCCUCACAGUCCACACUGCGGACUCGAGUGGGCCUGAGCGGAACUCCGCUGCCCACAGCCGCGUCCUGGGCUCUCCCUGCAAACCGCCCGCAGACACAGCCCGGCCUCCGGCCCGGGGAGCUCCGUCCGCGGCGACCCAGUGGUUUCUCUGUUUGGAAAAUGUUCAUGCCAUAGUUUUGUGCUCUAAUUGUUCUUAGAAGGUUGCUUACGAAUGUGUCUAUUGCACUAUAUUCAGUCCCAAAUACUUCGUCCCCGUUGCUCAGAAGGUACUAAUGCCAACUCCCGUGGCCUGGAAGCCCCGGCCUCUGCACAGGGCGCCGCGCCCGUGCCCGGGCUGCAGGGAGGCAGAGGCGGGCUCGUGGGAGAAGCGGCAAGUCGCUGGUAACUGCAGUGUUCGUCUGGUCUUACCUGGGAGACCUGGAUGGAAGCAGACAGAAGAAUGUCUAAGAUGCGCGCGCCCCUCCCGGGAGGCACACGCAUCCUCGGUUAAUGUAUUCUCGGCUCCCACUCGGAGUGACCAAUACAGACUGGGUUUGUCUUA
Messenger RNA from Lepus europaeus (European hare), 3451 nucleotides. RefSeq names its product regulatory factor X2 (gene RFX2). Gene Ontology annotation, biological process: regulation of transcription by RNA polymerase II. The coding region runs from base 1 to 2151 and encodes 716 amino acids. The record is from RefSeq and is a predicted model, not a curated record. The transcript has 17 exons. Gene Ontology annotation, molecular function: DNA-binding transcription factor activity, RNA polymerase II-specific; RNA polymerase II cis-regulatory region sequence-specific DNA binding. NCBI's taxonomy places the organism in Eukaryota, Metazoa, Chordata, Mammalia, Lagomorpha, Leporidae. Gene Ontology annotation, cellular component: nucleus.